CCGAGGGUUUCCGAGAGUUUAGGGUUUGAGGGCGAUCGAUCGAUCGAAUGCCACACGCCGCUCGACGCCGCUUGCGCGGAUCUAUGCCGCCGUGUUCUUCUCGCGGCCGACGCCUCACAUUUUGGUACGCUCCCAGAUUUUGAUUCCCCCCCUUUCCCCUUCUCUGAGCUCUUGUAAGAUUUCCCUCGGAAUUUUUCUCCUUUCUCCCCUCUCGCUGCUCCUCCUGUAUGUAUAGAGUGGUGGAGCUCUCUUUCUCGUGUACAGCCGCUGUAAAUACUAGUCCCUCGAAGAGCAAGCUGGAUUUCUAUACCCCCCGAAGCCUCGGCAAUGCCGAGCAAAUCCUAGAGAGUUUGGGAGAGAUGAACGAGCGGUGGCGCGUCCGGUCGGGGAUCCAUGUAGAUAGCAAAGUCAACGAAGAGUUAGUGUGUCCCAAGCCCAGAAGGCCGGCUACCGUGGUCUCUUGCUUCUCUCCGGAGCCUCUCAAGCCCCAUCCUUCCACGCGAAUGCACUGCGGUGACGGGGAUGUGGGCUUUGAGAUCCUUGACAUUUUUCUGAGGAAGGCCUCCUCCGGGGAAUCAUCAAAUUUUUGUUGUUCUCCACCAUAUUUUUGUGGCUCGCCACCGAGCCGAGCAGGCAACCCACUUAUACAUGAUGUACAGUUUACACACCAGCGCAGCAACGCCGCCGCCACCGCGGCCGCGUCUCCUCUGAUAUGCUCCCAGCAGCAAAAGAGUGUCCGCGAGCCGGCCCGAGCGUCCAAGCCUCCGGUCCGAGUGGAAGGAUUCGUUCCAUCCGGUCCGGACUCGAGGAGCGUCUCGGCGCUGGCAUAGGGGGGGAGCUGCGCGUUAUUUUUCCUCUUCGUCCUCAAAUUUUCCAUCGCCCAAGUUACUACUUCAGGCAAGCUGGUGAUUUUGGCAAAGUUCUUUCGUUUUCAUCUCUCCUCCUCCAUCGUCACAACUCACAAGGAGGUUGUAUACUUUUUUCUCUCGUAAGCUGGCGAGAGAGAUCUUGCGCUGCUGCUAGCACAGGUGUUUCAACCAAAUAAGAACGAGGAUCAUCGUUCCAGCGAAAGCAAGCACUCUCCUCCGGCAAAGAGCCUCGGAUUAUCAUCGUCAUCGUCUCUUUUCUCCAUUUGGUUUCGUCGCCCCUCUUCUCUCUUGUACACAAGAAAUCUAGUGAGUGCCUCUCCUUCUCCCUUCUCGAUUCUCGAUCGGUUAAGUCGGUUGAGAGCAAGAAAAAAUUUUCCCCUUUCCCCUUCGCUUCUCGGCAGAGCUUUUGUACAUAUAUAUUUCAAGCUGAUCCCCUUGUAAACUUUUGUAAUCUUUGAAAUAGUUUUUCCAAUCAAUCAAAAAGCUUUGGUGUA
Molecule: messenger RNA, 1363 nt
Organism: Selaginella moellendorffii
Lineage: Eukaryota; Viridiplantae; Streptophyta; Lycopodiopsida; Selaginellales; Selaginellaceae
Exons: 3
Coding region: 228-830 (200 amino acids)
Source: RefSeq, a predicted model, not a curated record